Messenger RNA from Castor canadensis (American beaver), 892 nucleotides. Lineage: Eukaryota; Metazoa; Chordata; Mammalia; Rodentia; Castoridae. The record is from RefSeq and is a predicted model, not a curated record.
CAGCUAGAGUAUCAGCUGAUGCUUCUGCCUACCCAAAUGGCUGGCACAGUACUGGGAGUGGGUGCUGGUGUGUUCGUCCUCGCCCUGCUCUGGGUAUUGGUGCUGCUGCUGUGUGUGCUGUUAUCCAGAGCCUCCGGGAUAGCUAGGUUCUCUGUCAUUUUUGUAUUCCUCGGUGCUCUGAUCAUCACGUCAGUUCUGUUACUUUUCCCCCGAGCCAGUGAACUCCCAACCCCAGAGGUCGAAAUAAAGAUUGUGGAUGCCUUUUUCAUUGGCCGCUAUGUCCUGCUGGCUUUUGUCAUCGCUGUCUUCCUUGGAGGCCUCUUCUUGGUUCUAACUCAUCAUGUCCUGGAGCCAAUCUAUGCCAAACCACUGCGGUCCUACUGAGCACUUCGGGAAAACUGUGACUCUGUUCUCUCCUUCAUUUUGAUGUCAUCACAAGCAGAAAAGGACGCUUCAGAGCCUUGUUUUGAUGGCCUUCAUGUCUUCAGACCAAGGGAACACGCAUGCACCACUAAGACAAAUCUCUUGAGCCCUGGCUUCCAGAAACAGUGUUGCAAAAUUGAUCCUGUGGGCAGAGAUUCUUACCUGUUCUUCAGGAUUUCCAUCUCUUUUGCAAGGGAAAUUACAAUAGUGACUGCUCAAAGCAGAUUUUCAUUCAAAUUGUAAGUAGUAGAUUUUGGUGAAAGGAUUUUUGAUGUCUUGUCCACCCUAAGAACCUAGUCUUGUUUGGUAAUUUUUAACAUUCUUAGUUAUGAGGUUUGGAAAGGAAAUGUAUUCAAAUUAAAAAGGUUAUUAAUGUUAUAAUUUGGAAGAUGUAUUUAUGUGUUGGGUAUAUUUCCCCAGGACUAUAAAAGCAACAGGUGUCACUUCCUUCUGCUCUAAUAAAGCAGUA